AUGGAACAUGGGGCAGCCAGAGCGGCCGUGCCCCUGUUCGGCGUGCCGGUUGCCGUCAAGGUCAACAUUGACGUCGCGGGCAUGGUGACGACGGCGGCGUGCGCCAGCUUCGCGUACACGGCCAGCGUCGAUGUCGGCGUGGUGCGGCAGCUGAAGCAGGCGGGGCGGGUGGUGAUGGGCAAGUGCAAUCUGGACCAGUUCGCAACGGGCUUGCAGUGGAUCGGCGUCGGUGGUGGCGCGCGGGCUGGUGCGCUGGGCACCGACACUGCGGGCUCGGGCCGGGUGCCUGCAGGCUUCAACGGGCUCAAGCCAACCCGCGGCGCUCUGAGCACUGCCGGCGUCGUGCCCGCCUGCCGCGCCCUCGACUGCGUCUCUAUCUUCGCCCUCAAUCUGGACGACGCCUGCCUGGCCUACGACGUGGUGGCCCAGUACGAACCGGACAACCCCUUCUCGCGCCGCCUCCCGCCGCCGCCGCCUGCGCCCGCCGCCACGCUGCGCAUCGCUGUCGACAGCAACCCGCAAUGGCACGGCGACGCGGCUCAGGAAGCCGCCUACCACGCCGCCCUGGCCAGCGCCGGCGAGCAUGGCUGUGUUGGAAAUCAAGCAAUAGACGGCGCGUACAUAACUUCAGAUAUGGCAUGCGUAUGA
Lasiodiplodia theobromae is the source of this 648-nucleotide messenger RNA. RefSeq names its product Allophanate hydrolase. Bases 1 to 648 code for a protein of 215 amino acids. Lineage: Eukaryota; Fungi; Ascomycota; Dothideomycetes; Botryosphaeriales; Botryosphaeriaceae. The record is from RefSeq and is a predicted model, not a curated record. The transcript has 2 exons. Gene Ontology annotation, molecular function: catalytic activity.